Molecule: messenger RNA, 12645 nt
Organism: Lymnaea stagnalis (great pond snail)
Lineage: Eukaryota; Metazoa; Mollusca; Gastropoda; Lymnaeidae
Source: the annotation of a GenBank genome assembly
AGUUUUACAUAUCUUUAGUCAGGCCUUUUGUAACAUGUAUUUAUUAAAGACUUUUAUUUUUCGAUCACAUUGCAUGUCUGCUAAUUAACCAUAACGCUUAAUUAUAAAUAUCGUUUAACAUUGAACAUUUUAAAUGAGUACAGUCAUCCUAUUGUACUUCUUAUAUAUAUAUAUAUAUAUAUAUUGAGCACACUGAAAUCGUGUGUAUUUCUUCAAGCUGUGUAUACUAUAAGUGAGUGAUACUUUAAAUUAAAAAAAAGCUCGUAUAUCAAAGUUUAUUAUCACAUAACCUUAGUUUCUUAAACGUUAGGAAAAUUCCAAAGGUGUAGUAGUUUACAAAACUAAAAUGAUUUUUUAAAAAUAUCAUAAAACCGAUCUUAAUACAAAAUGUUUUUAAAAAAAGUUUCGUGUCAAGAUAAUGUUCUAUUUGUGAUAUGGUGUAGCUGGUAAGUUAUGGAAAAUCCAUCACCGAUAAGUAAGUUUUAUUUUCAUCUUUUGCAAUAUUCAAUUAAUAUGUAUUUAUUAAAAAAUAAAAUAUCACUUGUGGAGAUAAGUUAUUUUAUCACUUUAAAAUUACUUUAUUUAAAAAAAGUAUCGUUUCACAUAUAUAUUUAACUAAGGAGUUUUAGAAUUUAUAAAUAGUAUACAUUUAGUUUUGAAAAUUUUACACACACCCAUCCCACGUAAAUCUCAUUCGACAAUCACAAUUAACAUUUUCUGGCUCUGGUUCUGGUAAUGUUUCUUUGCUGCAUCCAUGUACUGGCAUCUUUGCAAUGGUUGGGGAUAUGAUGUUGCUAUUCUAACAGCUCCUAGCUGAUGCCAGGGCAGCCUUGAAGCUUUCGACUGAUGUCGAGUUCACAGUAUAUGAUGAACUAUUAAAUAAAAUCAACGUUGUGUAGUUUAAUUAAAAUACUUUUUUUCCCCCUUUAAGUCAAUCAUUUAAUUUUUUUUUUCUUUUUUAAAUUUUCAUAUAUAUUUUAAAUUAGUCUAUUUAUUUAUCGUCCAGAAAUUUUAUUUAAAUGAAAACCUUUUUAGUCGUUUCACUUUUUUUUUUCAUGUUUUUUUUUUUUUUUUUUUUUUUUUAAAAAAAGUUUUUUUAAAUUUUUUUUUUUUUUUUUUUUUUUUUUUUUUUUUUUUUUUUUUUUUGUUGAAAAGAAGUUUUUUUAAAGUUUUUUUUAUUUCAUAGAAUUUUUUUAAAAGAUUAUUCUAAUUUUAUGGUACUUUUAAAAACAAAUAAUAUGCUUAAACAGGAUUUCAAGCUGCCAUGCAAGUAAAAAUUGGAAUUCGUUUUUUGAUAUCUACUGUAACUAUUUGUUUCCUCUUUGGUCACAUUUGUAAGUUUUUGCAUGUUCUUGAUAUUAAAAUAAAAUCGAUAAUAUUACAUACAUUUAGUAUAUUUUAAACAAUCAGCCAUAAAAAUACAUUGGUAAUAAAAAGUGUAUGACAUACAAAUGUAAUAUAUAUUAACAUAACGCAUUUCAACUUGAUCGAAUAAUUUAACAAAAAAUUACUGUUUAUGUUUAAAUUAAACUUAAAACAAAAUUAAGUGAGAAAAGGGGGGUGGGGAUUUUAGUGUUUUAACUAUUGUACUAAUUCUGAGUUUGUGUCUAUUCUAAUUUAGCCGUGAUGUGCCAGGUUACAUCUUGUAAUCCAGCUGCUCUUGGGAGCAACCAUCAAGUUGUCUUCAAAGUAAAUUCAUCCUGCUCUAAUGCAAUGCCUCGAAUUGUGACUACAUUUGGUGUUUUAGAGUGUCCAAAUUACACUUUACCAAACCAAAAAGAAAAUAUAUUUAAUGUUACAUUAUUAGAAGAGGCUAAUGAAGAUGUCUUAACCGUGAAUAUCUACAAUGUAUCCAUGACAAAGAAUGGCGCUCACAUGUUUUUAACUUUAACUGAUAAUGCCAUUACAGACAACAACAAAAAGUGUACCGUUUCAUUUUACCGUAAGUGUAAUGUGGUUAUUGAACUACCUGCUAUGUAAUAAUUAAAUUAAUUGUUAUUGAUAUGCAUUCCUUAUUCUCAUUAAAUAAAUAGUGUAAAUCGUAUGCUUUUUGUUUUCCAAGAUCAACAUUUCAGUGAAAGCCAGAGAAUUGAACUGCUCUACAAUUAUCACUAAAGAUGAAAUUACAGUACAGUGUUUGAGUUCGAGAAUGUAUCCGAAUGGUGAUUGUGUGUUUGAUACUGACCUUAUAAUCGUAAGCUCAAAAUUGCAUCUUAAAAUGUAUUAAAACUUUUAAAAAGAAGACGUUUUUUCUUUAAUUUAAAUAGACAUAAAUAUGUGUACAUAUUAAAUGUUCUAUUCAUUAUGUAUACACCUUUGUCAAAGAAGGUAAUUAAUGCAUUUAUUAAAAUUAAAUCUUUUCUAUUCAAUAAUAAAAACUUAUAACGAGUAAGGAGCAUAUUCAUUAGUAGUAUGUCAUUGUUUACUCUUUGCAGGGAAAAUAUAACACAAGCAAUUCUACGAUCAACGAAGCUACAAAAAUGAAUGUCAACCACUCCAUGAAAAAUUGCUCACUUUCAAUUCCUGUCACAAAUUCAACAGACGGGCUAAUAACUGUAAACGUUACAGUCUAUCCAAACGUAACAGGUCAUGCAAAUGACUCAAAAAUUUACGGAACAAAGAAAUCCACAUUUUUAAAUCUAGGUUAGAAAGUCUGAUUAAAAAAUUAAAAACUGUGGCCUUCUAAGUUACUUACUAAUUACCGUUCAAUAUCAUUUAUUUAAAUUAUUCAGCACCGCGUUGAGAUUCGUAUAAACAAUUUCAUGUUUAGUUAACCAAACACACGUUACAGAAUUUAGGUCCUAGAUAAAUUUACAUUCCUAUAUUUUAAAUAUAAGUGGCUUUAUUGUACAGUGUAAUAUGUACAGUGAUGUUGAAGAUGUAAAUGUGAAGUGAUUAUGUCAAAAACUGAUUGGUAAUGGAACUUGGUAAAAAAAUUAUUAUUAGUUUGGGAAACGCCAUUUCAUAAAAUAGAUAAGUGACCAUUAUAAUAAAAAUCCUAUGUCACUUUGUCUUUGCAGGCGAGUAUCCUGCGAUAUUCUGAAAUAUAUAUUUUGCUUAAAAUGUCUGAGAAUCACAUUAUCCCAGUCUGGUGACUGCUUGCGCAGUAUCAAAAUUGUAAUUGUAUUAGUAUUAAGCGACAUGGUUCAGAAGAUAUUUUAAGAUUUAGCUUAUAUACCAGUACUUCAUGUCAUAGACAUUUCAUAAGAUUUUUUUUUUUUUUUAAAUACAAGGGAAGUUUAGAUAUCCGACGAAAUCGAUGAUUCGUGUUUGGAAAAUAGAAGUUUUGCUUUCCUUUUUGUUUUGCAUUUUUAAUAAAUGCAAAUACGUUAUUUAUUCCGAGCAAAAUAUAAAUAAAAUAUAUUAUAUUUAUUCAAUUUUAAAUGUAUAUAUGUAUAUGUAUAUAUAUAUAUAUAUAUAUAUAUAUAUAUAUAUAUCACAAGCAGGCUUUUAUUUAAUUUUUUUUACUCAGAGAAACCAUCAGUAUCUAUUCAAAAUUGCCCGGAAACAGUGCAAGAAGGAAUCAAUAUAACUUGUUGUUGUGAAAGAGCUGACUCGAGUCAAGUUGAUGUUGACAUUUAUUGGUAUAAGAACACUCCACAAAAUAUCGUCAGUAACGGAUCAAUCUCAUUUAUAGGAAACAGAAAUAUGAAAGGUAAUAACAUCAUUUUUAGUUUACAUUAGCGAACUGACUUUGUGUGGGAUGGACUGUCCGGUUUGACAAUGCGCGCCACCAUUAACAUAUUUCAAGAUUCGUUCUUACAAUUUUCAUUUCAAAACACUUGCUAAAUACUUCCAAAAUCCCUAAUACUUAUUUCAUUUUUAAAAAAAAUGAAAUUACUAAUUUACUUAUAGAAUAUAAAGAUAAUUUUAAAAAAAUUUAAGGGUAUUUUAUUUUUAAUCGAAAACAUAAAAUAUUCUUUACAAGAAACCAUUUCCUUGUUUAGUUCAGCAUCAUUCACUGACAUUAUCGAAAAAGGUGAUAAAUAUUGAUUUACUCAUUCUUUUUUAAUUAAUAGAAAAAUCUGUUAAAUAUGGAAAUUGUCUUAAUCGGAGAGGUUUUUUUCGAAAAUGAAAUUAUUAUAGGAAGAGUUUCUUGGAUUUCUGUGGUUUAUAGUUCUAAGGCAGAUGGUAACAGGUAAUUAAUUGAAGUAUUUUGGUUUUGUUGUCCUAGUUAUUUAUUAUUUUAAAACUCAUUCAAAGGAACAUGCUAAUGUAUAUAUAAUAUAUAUAUAUAUAUAUAUAUAUAUAUAUAUAUAUAUAUAUAUAUAUAAUAUAUAUAUUAAAUUAAUGUUUCAAUCUAUUGUUCUGUUUACACAGAUGUAUAAUGUAUUAUUAUCUAAAAGGAAGAAUUGUAAGAUUUUUUGGGUGGUAGAUACGUUACAGUUUAUAAAACGAAAACUCAUCAAACUUAAACCAUAAAAAAUUGUUUAUUAAGUGAACAGAACAAAUCACCCACAUGAAAUUGGCCCCUCUUCGCUAGUUUGUAGUAAUUAUGAUCAGUAAUUAAGUUGUUCAUAAUGCCGAUAUGUUGAAAGCAAAUGAUUUUGUGUGAAAGUGCGUGGGAUAUGAUGUUGGAAGGAUGACAACGAAAACUUACAUUAUAUUAUAUAUAAUAAAUGUAUAAAGUGUGAGAAAGGAAAGGAAAUGUUGAAAAAAAUGGUUUUCAUUUUUAAUUUGAAAUGGACAGUAGUGUUUGAUUAAAAUGUAACAGUCUAGAUAAGGCUGUAUUGCAGGGGUGCUCAAAUUGUUUAAUUAUUCGACCGUAUCUCUGUGCCUUAGACACUUGGAGGACGUUUUACUUUCCCUCAGACACAAUUUGGGCAACAUAGCAUCGUUUAAAAUGUAAUGAAUUCCUGUGCACAGUGCACAUAUAGUAUAAUUAUUGAAAAAAUGAACAGGGAAUUUUUUUUUAUUUUUUUUACAAAAAAAUAACAAUUUUAAACCAAUUUAAAUUAUAGAUAUUUCAGUGGAAAGUAAUGGCCUGCCUUUGGCUAAUUAGAUUUUCAACAUCCAUUUCCAUGUUCGUUACUAUUACACGGGUACCCAUACGACGGCCCAAAGGCCGGGUUAACGACACAAUGUGGGCCUGAUCCGGCCCGCGGCUUGUUUUUUCAGGAACCUUUAUCAAGUGAAUGAACUGAAGUGAAUGUUGUUAUUGGUUUUAAACGUGAAUGAUUUGAGAUUUCAUUAGCAUUGGUGAUUUUUAUUUCCAAAUUCAAGAAAUGCAUUAUUGUCAGUCAAAAGACAUUUUUGGACGGACAAGUAACCCUGUUUUAUAUCAACCAAAUAUUACAUGUAAGUAUUCAUAAAAAGUGCUGCUUUUUAAGUAUGUAUUUGUUACAUUUGUAAUAAUGGCAAAAUUUAGUUUGCAAAUAUUUAUUUGUCUUAAUAUUAAACACUUAACAAAUAAUUAAGCCUAUAAAAAUAGUUAAUCCAUCCAUCUAUCAAUCCAUUCAUCACUACAUCCAUGCGUCCAUCCACAAUCCAUUCACACAUCCAUCUAUCCAUAAACCAAUAUAUCUAUAGCUUUAUAGAUAUUCAUUAAUAUACAGGUUUUGCCCAAAUUUGAGACGGUUGUUUAAUAUAUGGUUAUUUAUUAUUGUAAUUGCUUUGUAAUUUUGCAGAAAUAAGGCGUCACUCACAAGAUAUUUUGUUCCAUGUUUCUGUAAUGGUAUAACACUAUAUGAACUCAAGGCUGUUGUCUGUGCAAUAAUUAGCUUUAUCUCAAUGAUAUAUUCUCUUCAUAGCCAACAUCACAUGUCCCCUCACUCCAGUUAUCAAACAAGUUUUUACACAUUUUAGACAUUCAUAAAAGAACUCACCGCGUCCACACUGACCACAUGACAACAACAUAGAACAAUUAUUAAAACAGCGACUGUUACUGUAAGAGUUUCCUAAUUUUGUAUGUUUUAAUGCCAAUAAAGCAUUCUUCAAGCAUUUUCUUCAUGUCUUCUGCUGAAAAGCAAUGGUAAUUUUCUCUGAGGGUAAAUACUUUUUCCAGAUUUGCACAAACGACAAUAUAAUGAGUCUUUAUUACGACUGCUUUGUGACCUCAUGCCUGGUUAAGCAAAGAUACUUUUACAAAAAAACAACAACAACAACCGAAAGUAAAUAUUUUUUCUGUUUGUGUGAGAUGGUGCUUCUUCAUAUUGCAUCGUCGAGAAUGGCUACUAAUUUUUAGCUUAAAUAGCAAGGCAACACCAGUAGAUAAUGUGAUAUCAGUAAUAUUCACAAUUCUGGUUCUGUUUCUGGUAAUGUUUCGUUGCUGCAUCCAUGUACUGGCAUCUUUACAGCGGUUGAGGAUAUGAUGUUGCUAUUCUAACAACUCCUAGCUGAUGCCAGGGCAGCCUUGAAGCUUUCGACCGAUGUCGAGUUCACAGUGGCCUCGUUCAGGUGGUUCCAUUCUUUUAUUGUGCGUGGGAAUAAAGAUUGUUAAUACUGAACUUUGUUGCACUGAGGAACUUUGAAGCAUUUGCUAUUGCUUCUGGUGUAAUUGUUUAUGGGAAUGUCAGUGGUGAAGUCAGUGUUCAGUGAGCGUGUUGCUCUGAUCAGUCUACCCGGCUUCUGUGGAGUGAGUUACGUGCCUGCUGAGAUGGCCGGCACAAGUACCAGGAUCACUUUAUAUAAGAAUAUCAGGCGGAGCCCUCUCGUCUGUCUUUAAGGGAGGACGGUAUCAAAUCUUUUUAAUAGCCGUGACGAAGCCAGGAGUGGUGGAUUUGUAGUCUCGAGCAAUAAAACGCACCGCGUUACGUUGAAUUCGCUCCAUCGUGUCCACGUCUUGCUUAAGGUGUGGGUCCCAGAUGACCAUAUUCGAGUAGUGGACGGACGAGUGCGAAAUAGGCAUUUUGUUUGCAGAAAGUUGCGCAGUGGCGCAGAUUUCUUCGGAUAAAACCUAGGGUGGAGUUGGCUUUUUUUUUAAUUUUUGUUUAUAUGGGGUGACCAUUUUUGGUUAUUUGAGAAGAUAAUUCCAAGGUAUGGACUAUUGGAUACUUGUGUCCAGGCUUUAGUAUUACAUGUGUUUUCCUUUUAUAAGAAUGUGAUAACAGUAAAAUUAAGUGUUUUCAAUGGUUACGGAGUCAUUCAAUACAACGUUUGUAUUACCUAUUCAAGACACAACUUGCCAAUCCAUGAUAUGUUACAGACGACUCAUCUUUUUUGGCCCACCUUCUACACAUAAAUUUAAAAAGUUUAAGAUAUCGUUUCAAUUGGAAAAAAUGGUUAACAUGUAAUAUCUUUUACAAUAUUAUUAUGUUAUAACAUUUUGCAUUUUUCGGAACAUGCAAUGAAACAUUGCGAUCAAUAAAAAUGUGUAAUAUUUUAUGUAUUCUAUUUUCACAGUUCCUCAAAUUAUUAAACAUUUUUCUGUUAAGGAAGACGUUAACAAAACAAUUUUUAUUAAACGUUUCACAAACAUGACUUUGUUCUGUGAAGCGGAUAAAGAAGAUAACCAGUUCAUUCAAAUAAUUAAGGAUGGGAAAAUAUUAGCUUCCGCCUUUAACAAUACAAUAGAGUGGCGCAUACCUUCAACAAGCUGUGAUGAUACUGGUGUGUACCAGUGCAGUGUUAGUAGAUAUCGUGAAUGGACACAUGACAGUUUAACAGUAAACGUUUGUGAAAUGCCCCAUCCAGGUGUGUUUUUUCAGUAAUGUAUUUUUUUAUUCACAUAAUUAUAAUUAAUGAUGUGAUAGGGCUAGUGUUUAUUUUAUGCAUCUACUCACAAUGUCACAUUCUCGAAACUUUCAAUUCAAUAUUUCAAUUAAAAUUUUUUCAGUAAUGUAUUUUUUUAUUCACAUAAUUAUAAUUAAUGAUGUGAUAGGGCUAGUGUUUAUUUUAUGCAUCUACUCACAAUGUCACAUUCUCGAAACUUUCAAUUCAAUAUUUCAAUUAAAAUCUUACUCUCGGAUAACUCAUUAUUGAAAAAUGGGGUAAAUUUCAACUGACAUCAACCAGUGCUUCAUGGUAGUCUGUCAGCUAGUAAUACAUCAAUUCUGAUUAUUUUUUCAUUCAUUCUAAUUUGCUCUUAACAGAAUGAAAAUAAUCAAUACAAAGUAUCGAUCAUCAGCAGUGGUCGAGAGCACAAAUAAUAUUUAAAUUACUCAUUGAUUUUUUCAUGUGCAUCUCUCCUUUAGGAAGAGUGGGGCAAUUUUAUACUUUGUAGAAUCCAGAAAACCUAGUAGGCUUUUUCCUAGCUUGAACGCAGAGCAUUGUAAUGUCAUGAACAUUAACUCACUCCCCAGAUUGUGGAGACUCAAAAUGUCUUCUUUUUUAAUUAAAAUAAAAAAAACAACUAAAAAUUUAGAGAAAAUAGUAGAAAAUGUUUUCUUACUUAAACUUUCGCGAUGCAUAUUUUACAAAGCUAAUAACAUGCGACAUCUCGUCAGUUUAUGUCACAUAAAAUGUGCUCUAAACAUUAUUCCAAAAUAAUAUUUAGUGGCCUCAAGUGCAAAUGACACCCUGAACUGUUGGCAUCCUGUUUCGUUGGCAAGAAUUAGCAGUUCCUAUACUGGCUUCGCGCUGGUAUGAGAAGUAUCUGCGAUUCAUGGCCUCGUUGCUGUCUUUGGGAAGUGGGAGCAUAUUCUGUAUAAUACGGGAGCAGGGGACAAGCCAAUUAUUUAUCUACUACAUCAGAAUGGAUAGUCGUCAUUCCUCCCAUUGUGAUUAGUCCAGUGUUUCCAGCCUGCUGCCAACACUAGAGGUAUUCUAUUCUGUAUAAUACGGGAGCAGGGGACAAGCCAAUUAUUUAUCUACUACAUCAGAAUGGAUAGUCGUCAUUCCUCCCAUUGUGAUUAGUCCAGUGUUUCCAGCCUGCUGCCAACACUAGAGGUAUUCCUGUGGCUGUUCAGGACAAAGCUAGCUGUCAGUUGCCUCAAACCUGUCGAUGCUCUCCUGGGUAAAUAGGUCCAGAAAGAGAAUGUAUAAUCUAAAUGAGGCAUGACAAAGACUUUAUAGGCACUUUUUUUAAAACACUAGAAGUGCCGACCUUUAGAUUACGCCUUAUAAACCCCAGGGCCUUAUUUGCAGGGUUGCACACAUGAUUAGUAUGCUCGUACCAACGGACCUCUCUUUGAAUGGUAUGUGCAAGUUCAUCUCCCAUUAAGCUAACAGAUUGAGAUCAUUCUUGUGGUAGCAGGUCCAGGUCAGAUCUGUUGGCGAUCGUCCUAUACACGUCUGGACAAUAUGCUUUGUAGGUGUUAAUGGAGGGCAAGCCUUGCCCUGAAAUAUGGAUAUCUUACAUGACAGGGUAGGUGUGAAAUGGUGCCAGGCGAAGUCUGUAAAGUGAUUCCAGGCGAUGGCUGUGAAAUGUAGCCAGGAAAUGGCUGUGAAUGGGUGCCAGGCGAUGGCUGUGAAAUGAUGCCAGGUGAUAGCUGUGAAAUGUUGACAGGUGAUUGCAAUGAAAUGGUGCCAGGCGAUGUCAGUUAAAUAGUUCCAGGCAAUGGCUGUGAAAUUACGCCAGGCGAUGCCCGUGAAAUGGUGUCAGGCGAUGGCAGUACAGUGAUGAUAGGCGACGGCAGUAAAAUGGUUGCCAGACGAUGGCAGUGAAAUUGUGCAAGGCGAUGUCAGUGAAGUGGUGCCAGGCGAUGGCAGUGAAGUGGUGCCAGGCGAUGGUUGUGAAAUGGUGCCAGGCGAUUGUUGUGAAAUGGUGCCAGGCGAUAGCUAUGAAAUUGUGCAAGGCGAUAUCAGUGAAGUGGUGCCAGGCGAUAGCAGUGACGUGGUGCCAGGCGAUGUCUGUGAAGUGGUGCCAGGCGAUUGCUGUAAAAUAGUUCCAAGCGAUGGCUAUGAAAUGGUGCCAGACGAUGGAAAUGAAAUGGUGGCAGGCGAUGGUUGUAAAGUCAAUUAUUUUUGAUCUGGCUCCGCUAUCAAUUGAAUGUGAUAUUGUGAAGUAUACAAAUUUUGAUAAAGUGAUUGACAGGUUUGCACCUUUGAAGACAAUAAGUGAAAAAUUGUUAAUAAAAUAAAUGUAUGUACAAAUAAAUACUUUGUCCUCAUGAUCUCAAAUUUAUGUGAUUUUCUUCUUGUCAUUGUUAUGCGGUGGACAUAUUCAACAAGAAGAAAUCAGUCAUGGAAGGUUGGUGGUGGGGGUUACACCAUGAGUUUACCGCACCGUAUGGCAAACCCCUGGUAUGCCACUGACACGAAUAUAUAUAUAAAUGUAAUCGUUCAGUUUUUAAUGAAAAUCUAUUAACAUGUGAUAUAUAACUUUCGAUUUUUUUCUUUAAAAUGUCAACUAACUUAAUUUAUUAACAGACAGUAUAAGUUUGAAGUUAUCUUUUUUUUCAAAUACAAAACAAAAAAAAAUAUGUAUUAGGUUAAAUUUAUCUACUAUAAUUAUUCUGUACAGCAGGUUCAGACGACAAGCAUGUCGACAUUAUUAUUCGAGUGUCUAUAGUUGAAGCAGUAUUGCUAGUUAUGUCAUGGAUUGUUGUUGCUCUUCUGUGUGUAAAACUGAGACGUAAGUCUAAGUCACUUUGUACUAAUGACACAAAUUCAUUGCAUGUAUAUCUUCUUUUUUUAAAUGUAGUGUAAGGGAUUAGACAUAUUUCCGAGUAAUUACGUGUUCCAGAAUCAGAUGAUUUCAUAGUAUUUAUGAUAGCUGGAGCGAUUAUCAUUUCAAUUUUUGCUUGCAUUAAAGCACACAGAAGUUAUAUUUUUUUUAAACAUAUUUUAAAGGAAACGGUACACUACUCUGGGGUUGAAUAGUUCAUUAUUUUUUUUCCUCUUAAUAUUGUCCCAUAAAAAACAUUUACAAUUGUAAUUAUAUUUUCAACAAAAAAAAAAAAAAACUUGAUUUUUUAUUUUUAAAAAAAAAAUUUAAUUACUUUUUUAAGGAUACACAAAUUCCAAAGGAAAAAUGUCUGCUAACGAAAAUGUUUAAUUAAAACAAAUAAGGGAAAAUUUUUUUUUAAACAUAUUUUAAAGGAAACGGUACACUAUUUUUGGGUUGAAUAGUUUAUUAUUUUUUUUCCUUUUUAUAUUGUCCCAUAAAAAAAAUUUACAAUUGUAAUUAUAUUUUCAAAAAAAAAAAAAAAAAACUUGAUUUUUUAUUUUUAAAAAAAAAAUUUAAUUACUUUUUUCAGGAUACACAAAUGCCAAGGGAAACAUGUCUGCUAACGAAAAUGUUGAAUUAAAACAAAUAAGGGAAAAUGAUGAUGGCUACUUAAUUCCCAUUGAUCUGACUAAUAUCAAUAUUGGCGAGCACGUCAGGGGAGAUUAUGACUCAUUAGAGCCAUAUCAUGGUUAUGAAACAAUCAGUGGAGUCGUAUCGUAGUUUUUUUGUUUUUUUUUUUAAACUAGUGAUAUGAAGUGAAACGAUGACUGACAACAAAGAGUUAAGAAUUUUACUUAUUGUCCAUUUAUUUUAGAAUCUCGUAAAUUACAUAUUGUUAGAAAGAUGAAUGGAAACGUAUUAUUAUAAAUAUUAACAGGAAAAUCUAAACAUUGGAGCGGUUAUGUUGAUGUAGAAUGUUAAAUAUACUAAUUAAUUUCUUUUGAAUCAGGUGUGCAUGGCUCAAUGUCUAAAUAAGACCCAAAAAUGUUAUAUUUUUCUUGUUGUAUUUUCUUAGUCGGAAUUUUUUUAUUCAAGAGGUAAAUUAAACAGCUAGAUUUUAAGUCCCUUUCUAGUGUUAGUAAUAAUAUUUAGUCAUGCUUAUGUAUCCGGGUCUUUCAAGUCAAAAUAAGACGUUUUUUCCCCCUGAUUUUGCAGUAAAAUGGGCUUUUCUUCCAGCUCAUUGAACAUAUCCACAAAGAAUAGUUCUUCAACAUAGUCUGCAAUACUUUAAGUUCUUCUAACUGGAAAAUAAUGUAUUCUUUUUAAAUGUAUAGCCAUUAUACUGUAUUUUGUAAUGCUUUGAUUCUUCUCACCCCUGUUAGUUUUAAGUAAAUAAAUAUUUCUUCAACGAUGGUAGUUUUUGUUUGGGAAGGCUGAAGGCCCAGAACACAAAAAAGAAAGCAAUUUUUGUAUGAUUUUCAUGACUUUGGCUUGUCAAGGCCUGGAUUUGUAUGAUAUAGUCAAAUGUACCUCUCUUUUGCCAAAGAUAAAGAAAUCGGAUAAGAUUUGCUCCUAUUUAGAGCUUGCUGGUUUAUUUUUUCAUUAAAAAUAGUUUUGACUUGGGUUUGACAAAUAAUUUACGUAUAUGGUUGUGAGUGCGUACUUUUUGUCAAACUUUACGCCUUAAUUGGUGAAGUCACAUCAACAGGAGCCUUUUCCUACAGAUGGUUUUUCCUUCUUAAGAGCGUUCUCUUAAAUUCGUAAAAAUAAAAUUCAACUUUACAUCCAUCUUGACAAACCUUCUUCACUUUGCAAUGUCAGAUUCUAUUCAGUUUAUAUUUUUUUACAGCAAUGUAUAAUUGCAAUAAAUUGUGGCCCAAACUUCCUAUUGUCAGAUCAUAAGGAAACAUGGUAUUCUGAGCCUUCUGCUUUAUAUGUUUGUCCUGCACAUCAGUUAAUUGCAGGGAGCAGCAGCUUAAGGCCAAUCUCUGCGGGAUUCCUUCCUUGAGAGCCUCCGAGUUCUAUACUUGAUGAUCUACUUUCGUAAAUGUUGUCCUGUUCGUCAGAAAUGCUUCAAUCCAAUCGAAUAAUUUUGCAGUGACAUCUAAUCCUUUCUACUUCUACAUGAUUCAAAAAACCAUACUAUAUAAUAUCCA